AUGCAUGAGAACAAGCAAUUACAGUACUUAGUUGAAGCCGAUGCGUGCGUGAGAGGCAAGUGCUCCUCGGUUCAACGUUUCAACCAAAACCUCGCAUUCAUCUCGAAGCAUUCUCGAACCAUCUACGAAUUCCCUCUACGAAUUUCGGACCCGCGUGCCGGGCCUGCUGCCGCUUCUCUUCCCGCAGUGCAAGGCGACCGACGGAAAGGGGACACGCAAGCGGCGCCGAGGGGGACUCGUCCGGCCAUCGCCUCCCGCACCGGCAUGGAGUUCGUGACGGCCCUUCGGGGCCCCUUCGACGACAACAAACCGUCGCUCUUCGAGGUGCUCUCGGAGCAGCAGCUCAACGGCCUCCUCCCCCCGACUCUCCGCUACCUGCUCACCGUCGCCACCCAGCGGCACCCGCGAUACCUGCUGCGCAUCCUCAACUCCUUCGACGAGCUCUACGCCCUCUGCAUGGUCGCCGUCGAGCGCCACUACCUGCGCACCCGCGCCGGCUCCUUCACCGAAAACUUUUACGGCCUCAAGCGCGAGAGGGCCCUGAGGGACGAGAUUACGCGCGCGAGCCUGGCCACGCCCCAGCUGGUGCGUGACGCCACGAGGCUGACGUCGGCCGACGUCUGGAGGAACGUCUGCAUCCUCGUCGCCGUGCCCUACCUCAGGCGCAAGCUGGACGAGGGCUACGAGCUGAAUGCGUCGAGAGCGCUCCUCGGCGCCGCCUACACGCGCAUGCCCGACAACCCGACCGUCGGCGACCGUCUUCUGCGUCUCUACCGAUCGUUCCUGCGAAACGUGUACCCAAGCCUUCAUGCCGCCUACCACUUGGCCGUCAUCGCCUUUCACCUCGCCUACCUCUUCGACCGGACGAGAUACCACAACCCGCUCAUGUGGAUCCUCGGCACGAGGCUGAGGAGAAUGACGGCGGCGGACCACCAGGCCAUCGAGGCGCUCGUCCAGCCCCGAGCCGGCGCCAAGCCCGGUCCGCGAUCCGUCUGGUCGCCGAGCGCGCUAGGCUCCAAGGCCCUCUCGAGCCUGUCGCUGCUCCUGCCCUUGAGCAUCUUCUCCCUCAAGUUCCUCGAGUGGUGGUAUCAGUCCGACUUUGCGAAGCAGCUCUCGCGCAAGGCGACGGAGCACGUCGAGCUGCCCCCGCCCAUCGUCGAGCCCGUCCGGAGGCGAUCGGCGCUCCGGAAGCCCAAGGGCGACAAGGACGCGCACGAGGCCGCCGCCGAGGCCGACGGUGGCAUUUCGCCUUCCGAAGCCCCCGUCGCGACGCCCUCGAUGCUGCCGAUACAUGUUGUUCGCCAGGGGCCGGACGCGUCGGCGUGCCCGAUAUGCCAAGACGACAUCGUGACGCCCACGGCCUGCCAGACCGGCAUCGUCUACUGCUACGGCUGCAUCCACAGGUGGAUCGAGGGCACGCACGACAGGCAGGAGGCUUUCAUGCUGGACCGCGCCGGCAAGUGGGAAAGCGGCCAAGGGCGAUGCGCCGUCACGGGCAAACGCGUCCUUGGUGGCACCGAAGGCCUGCGGCGAAUCAUGAUCUAG
Messenger RNA from Drechmeria coniospora, 1545 nucleotides. Its product is annotated as Pex. Gene Ontology annotation, molecular function: zinc ion binding; ubiquitin-protein transferase activity; protein binding. The transcript is spliced from 2 exons. The record is from RefSeq and is a predicted model, not a curated record. Gene Ontology annotation, cellular component: peroxisomal importomer complex; peroxisomal membrane. Gene Ontology annotation, biological process: protein monoubiquitination; protein import into peroxisome matrix. Lineage: Eukaryota; Fungi; Ascomycota; Sordariomycetes; Hypocreales; Ophiocordycipitaceae. The coding region runs from base 1 to 1545 and encodes 514 amino acids.